Coregonus sp. 'balchen' is the source of this 1442-nucleotide messenger RNA. The record is from the annotation of a GenBank genome assembly. NCBI's taxonomy places the organism in Eukaryota, Metazoa, Chordata, Actinopteri, Salmoniformes, Salmonidae.
GCAGAUGUAAGCUACAGUGACAUGGAGGAAAUUGAAAACACCAAGACCAUACCAGAGCUAGAGAGGUCUCUAUCCUUGUUUGUAGCCACACACGCACACAAAAUCCCCGACAUAGUGGUUAACUGCUUACUUUUUUACUCAGAACUCUAUGCUCUGUGCUGGGAGUAAACAUUCCUGAGCCGAGGAGGGGAGUCCUGCUGGAGCUCUAUGUCCACACAGUGCUGUUCUGUAGAGAGAGCAACUUCAACAGGGAGCAGACAUCUGCCCUCCUCUCCAUCGUCAAGAGCAUGCAUCAGGUUAACACUGGUAAUGGGCUACUGCUCAUAGUUUGGUCUUGUGCCGUUUUAGUUAGAGGAAGACCAUUUAAUUAUGUCAGCAGCAUUGACUCUGCAAUUCUUUGUUCAGAAAGUCCACUCAACAACAUGGGCCAUUGCUUUGCAUACUGCAGUGAACUUCUGCUCUGUCACUCUGUCAGGGUGAGUUUGUGUAUCCAAAGAGACAAUACUGUUUAUUCCCACAUCUUCUAUUCCCUUCACAAUCUCACCAAUGUAUGAAUUGUAAUUCAGUCAUGUGUUCUGGAGGUUUUCAUGGACAAACUCUUAAAAUUUCACCAUUAUUCUAUUGUUUUCUACCUGCCACAGAGACCUCCCUUCAGUAUCAGCCUGUUCAGCUCUGAGGAAGUGACCCAGAUCUUGAAGUAUCUCCUCAACACCUAUAUUAGACAUUACAAUCUGUACAAGUACAUAUUCACCCCUCAGGUAAUUUCCACACGAGAUAGAUAUCUGGGAGCCAUAUAUUUUUCUAAAUAACGCUGACAUUGUGUGUUUUGUUUGGGGCUAAGCUAUGACUUGAAGUCAGUGUUUUGCUCCUUGUCUCUUAGGUUAAAUUGGAUCUGUCUUUUUCCUACUCUGGCAUGCCAGACGAAGACCCUGCCACUGAGGACGCAGUAUCAUCAGGUCAGUGUUAUUGUGCAAAUACUGAAAUAUCCACCGCACCCAUGUGAUCAGGAGAACAGUAUGAAUUAAUGUUUUAUCUGUGUGCACCAGCUGGGUACUGCAAUAAGGAAAACGAGCCAGAGACUGCAGAAGAAGGGGAGCAGCCCAUUGAAGCAAUGAACACAGGGCCAGAGGUGGCUAAUACAGGUAUUACACGGCUUGCUCAUGCAAGGCACCCGUAUAGACGAGAGAAAUUGUGUUGUAACACGCCUGGUUCUAAAUAAAGACACUUCAGUUGCAACUUGUGACAUUUCCUGUUUGUAAAAGUGCCUCUCUUCUCUAUAAGAUCCAUCGCCCAAGUCAGAGUUGAGGAUGAUAAUACAACAGGAAAUGAGAGAGGAGAUGAUGCACUUGUCAAGGCAACUAGAGCAACGAUUGAAGGAAAGUGCAGAUCGGGUAAAUAGUGCUCUGACUUCACUGGAGACCAACCUCCAAGGCAAAAAGUAA